UGGUGAUCGAAUCGUCUGAGUGAGAUGAACACUACACAAUGGCCAGAUGGUCUGCAGCUGUUCAGACGCCCAGAGCUCAGGCACCACUGCUGACGCACAAUUCCCGGGGAGCUCGCAGCGCUUUGCGGAACGCAGCCAAUUUCGGCGAAGUCGAUCCCUCGAGAUCAUCCUCCAGAGACACGUGGGGCAUGGAGAAAGGCCGCCGGCUUCCUUGCCACGUAGACAAAUCCUUCGUCUCAUCUCCUAGGCGUCACUCUGACGACCACGUUUCCUGUCAAGACUCUGAUUACUUAUCCCUUCCACUGUCCAAAGCCCGAUCUGACCAAGCUGUACAGAACACAGUCGAAUGAUGUGUCAUGUUACCGCCUUCCUUGUCUGUGUCUUUGCUGCCACGCUUGCUGUUGCUAAGCACCACCAUCACCAUCGUCCUGCCGGCAAGACCUGGACCUGUACAGAGCACGUCGCGGGCGGCGAGUACAUUGAUGAAGGCCUGAAGCCAUACACGACUUGUCAGACGGGGUCUACCCUCUGCGAUCAGCAAUUCAGUGGCAUGUCCGGAUUAGCUCUCUGCAACGCGCACGACGAGAGAGAGCUGAAAACAGACUGCAAACACUCGAGUCAGAUCAGAAUGAAAGCUUGCCUCGCCAGCGUACUCCUCGCAAUCUUUUGCACGAUGGCUGUCGCCCCGCAAGGACCGGACUGUUAUCGCGGUACCAGCCAAACAUGCGGAGAGUACGGCGACUGUGUGUGGGUGAUUGACCAUGCUGGCUUCGGCAGCUGUGUACCUCGCUGAUCGAUGAGACAUCAUUUGCCUCAUACAAUGCGGGUCAUGUCCAGGCAUGUUUGUCAAAGCCGAAUGCAAUGUGAUGCAUGGCAAUAGCUU
Messenger RNA from Mixia osmundae IAM 14324, 883 nucleotides. RefSeq lists its product as uncharacterized. The record is from RefSeq and is a predicted model, not a curated record. The transcript is spliced from 6 exons. The coding region runs from base 347 to 793 and encodes 148 amino acids. NCBI's taxonomy places the organism in Eukaryota, Fungi, Basidiomycota, Mixiomycetes, Mixiales, Mixiaceae.